Messenger RNA from Stomoxys calcitrans (stable fly), 2886 nucleotides. It is a transcript of the gene cd, whose product is annotated as chorion peroxidase. The record is from RefSeq and is a predicted model, not a curated record. Bases 193 to 2715 code for a protein of 840 amino acids. Lineage: Eukaryota; Metazoa; Arthropoda; Insecta; Diptera; Muscidae. Gene Ontology annotation, biological process: response to oxidative stress. Gene Ontology annotation, molecular function: heme binding; peroxidase activity. The transcript has 5 exons.
UAAAUUGCUAGUUGUGGGCUGGCUAGUCGCAGUUGUUGCCUACUGGUAACUUUUGAAGAGUUUAGUUACUUUACAACUAUACGUCGCAGCACAUGUCUAAUCGAAACAUUUUGUGGCAUCCAUAUGUAAACGCGGUGUUUGUGUGUAUGUGUGAUUAAAGUUUGUGACUUGCAAUAAAGUUUAAUAGAAAAUAUGGCUGAUGAAAGCACUCCUUUGACUUCUUCAAGAAUACCGCCAGCACCACCCGGUCCGGUUUAUGUAUUUCCCGGUGGCGUUUCACCUAGAUCGCGUCGCCAAAAAAUGCAUCAAUUCCAGUGGUGUUUAGGUUUAACCUUUUUAUCCAUUAUUAUAGCCGCUUUGAUAAUUGUGCUUGCGAUCAACAAUGAAUACCAUAAGCCCUAUAUUUUCUUGGCAACGAAUGCCUCAAAUGAAACAACCUUGUCGAUGCCGAAAGUAGUUCUCAAUGACAGUGUCAUCAGAGAGCGUUUGGAGGAAAUUACCUCGCCCAUACCCGAUGAGUCCGAGAGUCCUUGGGCCUUGCGUAAAUUUCACUUGAAUCAAUCGGAAAGCGAAUGGGCCAUAAGUGAGGGUAUCAAAGCCUUGGGAGAUCGUGAACUAUUGGAAGAAGGCUUGGAAAUGACGCCAGUGAAUUCACCGGCCUUUCGUCAUUAUCGUUCGUUAAGCACGAAUCCACAAUCAAGAAAGUUGGCCCGUCGUGGUUUCGUCGAAAAUGCAGCCACACAGCGAAUAGCUGAAAAAUUCAACUAUACCAAGGAGAGUGGCAGGUCGAACAUAGGCCGUGGGCCCAAAAUCGUUUUGCCAGAUCCCACUUCAGAUAUAAGAUGUGACUUCAAUGCAAAGUACCGCCGGCCCAAUGGUAUAUGCAAUAACAAAAAUCAUCCUCGUCACUAUGGCGCCUCAUUGAUAUCCUACAGACGUAUGCUGAAUCCAGACUAUGAAGAUGGCAUUGGCAUGCCCAGGGGGGAAUUGAGUAAUGGUACCACCCGUUUACCUCCAGCCCGUGAGGUAUCAUUCAAGAUCUAUCGUUCCUCAUAUGAAACGGAUUCCAAUUUUACCGUGAUGUUGGCAGUGUUUGGGCAAUUUCUGGAUCAUGAUAUCACAGCAACAUCGUUGACCUCCUCCCAGGAGGGAGAAUCGAUAAAUUGCUGCACCACCGCUUUUAAUGCCACUUUACAUCCUGAAUGUUUUCCUGUCUCUGUAUUGGCAGAUGAUGAAUACUAUUCGAAAUAUAAUCUGACUUGUAUGAAUUUUGUGCGUUCAGCUCCUGCUCCCACAGGACAUUUUGGUCCUCGCCAGCAAUUGAAUCAAGCCACUUCAUUUAUAGAUGGCUCUGUGGUCUAUGGUAAUUCGGAUUUAAGGCAAACAAAGCUGAGGACGCAGAACAAUGGUACUUUACGCAUGUACAUAACGGGUAAUGGUAGAGAACUUUUACCCAUUUCCACCAACCUGGAUGAUGGCUGUAAUAGGCCACGCCAAGUGCGCCAAGGGAAAUAUUGCUUCGAGUCUGGUGAUGAUAGAGCCAAUGAGAAUCUGCUAUUGACCUCCAUGCAUUUAUUAUGGGCUCGCCAUCACAACUAUCUGGCCAGGGGUUUGCAAAAUGAAAAUCCUCACUGGAGUGAUGAGACUGUAUUUCAAGAGAGUCGACGCAUACUGGGAGCCCAAAUGGCCCACAUAACCUAUAAUGAAUUUUUGCCCAUUCUUUUGGGCAAGGAUUUGGCUGAGAAGAAGGGUUUACUGCCUCAAUGUGAUGAUUUCGAAGCUCCCGAUACUUAUGAUCGUAGUGUGAAUCCUUCCAUUGCCAAUAGUUUUGCAGCGGCAGCCUUUCGUUUUGCCCAUACCCUAUUGCCGGGUCUUUUCAAUGUGACCAAAAACUACAGUGAUCCCGAAUCCAUUGAACUUCAUAAAAUGCUAUUUAAUCCCUUCUCUUUGUGGAAUGAGGGUGGCAUUGAUAGAGCCAUGCUGGUAGCUGGUAAUACUCCGGUUCAGCGUGUCGAUCGUUUCUUUUCCACUGAAAUGUCCCAGAAGCUGUUUGAGGGCACUUCGGAGGAUACGGUGCCUAUAUGUGGCCUGGAUUUAGUUUCGUUGAACAUACAACGUGGACGAGAUCAUGGUCUGCCAGCAUAUCCGGAAUUUCGAAAACAUUGUAACUUGCCACCAGUGGAUACUUGGGAACAGAUGGCGGCAGUGUUGGAUUCUGACUCUUUGGUGUCCAUAAAGGGGAUUUAUAGCUCUCCCCAAGAUGUUGAUGUUUACACUGGCGCCUUAAGUGAACCUCCGCUAGAGGGAGCUAUAUUUGGUCCUUUACUAGCAUGUCUGGUAUCUGAUCAAUUUCUACGUCUUAAAAAGGGUGAUUCAUUUUGGUAUGAGCGCAAAAUGGGACCACAACGUUUUACCAGAGAUCAACUGCGCGUUAUCUACAACACCACAUUAUCCCAAAUCAUUUGUCGCAACUCCGAUGAUAUACAGGAAAUACGAAAAUAUGUCAUGGAACAUGUUAAGGAUGAAACCAACAGUCUGAUACCUUGCAGCGAUUUCCAAGAUUUCAAUUUCGCCCCAUGGAAUGAAAAUGAACAGCCAGCUAGAUUUCAUACAGCCCACAUAAGUUCAAUGUCAUCCGGUGUGAGGGCCAUUAAGAGAUCAAAUGAAACGAUCCAUUCGCAACACAGCCUUAAUAAUGUUAAACUAGAGACUUAGUGUUAUGUUUAAACAUACAUUUUGUGGUUAUCAUCGUUAUCAGUGCAAUCAUUAGAGCUAUAUAAGAAAAAUAUGAUUGUUGCUACAGUCAUAAAUUUUUCAUAUUAUCAUCUUAUCGAAAGGUAAAUAAAAUGCAGUGUAUUUUCUUGUUUUUUAUACCAACAAUACUAA